Molecule: messenger RNA, 1833 nt
Organism: Hirsutella rhossiliensis
Lineage: Eukaryota; Fungi; Ascomycota; Sordariomycetes; Hypocreales; Ophiocordycipitaceae
Product: serine carboxypeptidase domain-containing protein
Exons: 4
Coding region: 1-1833 (610 amino acids)
Biological process (GO): proteolysis; apoptotic process
Cellular component (GO): trans-Golgi network
Molecular function (GO): serine-type carboxypeptidase activity
Source: RefSeq, a predicted model, not a curated record
AUGGCCUGGACGUCGUCACCCUUCGUCGUGGCCCGGCUAUGGUCGGUUCUGCUUCUCCUUGUCCUGUCGCGGCCCCUGGGCACCGUCGCCGAUAAAUGUGCCGCCGACUACUUUGUUCGCGACCUUCCUGGUGUUCCCAAAGACUCGCCUCCGAUCAAGAUGCAUGCUGGUCACAUCGAGGUGACGCCCGAGCACCAUGGGAACAUGUUCUUUUGGCACUUUCAAAACAAGCACAUCGCGAAUCGCCAACGGACCGUCAUUUGGGUCAAUGGCGGCCCGGGUUGCAGCUCCGAGGAUGGAGCUUUGAUGGAAGUUGGCCCCUACAGGGUCAAGGACGAACAGAAUCUCGUCUUGAAUAACGGCUCGUGGAACGAGUUUGCCAACCUUCUCUUCGUCGACAACCCGGUAGGGACAGGCUUUAGCUUCGUCGACACGGACAGCUUUGUCCACGAGCUUGACACCAUGGCCGAGCAAUUUGUCCAGUUCUUGGACAAGUUCUUUGCCCUGUUCCCCGAAUACGAUCGAGAUCAUAUCUACAUCGCAGGCGAGUCCUUCGCUGGACAAUACAUUCCCUACAUUGCCAAGAGCAUCGUGGACCGCAACAAGAAGAACCCGGGAAACGAAUGGAACUUGAAGGGUCUCCUGAUUGGAAACGGCUGGGUGUCUCCCAAAGCGCAAUACCAGGCCUACCUCAAGUUUGCCCUGCAAAAGGGCCUCGUCGACAAAGACUCGGAAAUUGCCAACCAGCUGCUGGCCAAGCAGCGCAUCUGCGACAAGAUGCUGUCCACGAACCCGGGCCAUGUCAACUACAACGAGUGCGAAGAUGUCUUGUCGACCCUGCUCAGGAUUGCCAGCACCGGCUCCGGCGACAACGCGUGCUACAACAUGUACGACGGCCUGACUCCCUACUUGAGGAGGCCGGCCGUCAUUCGUGCGCUGCACGUCAGCGACCAACGAAACACGGGUUGGCAAGAGUGUAGUGGCGCUGUCGGGUCUGCUUUCCGGUCGAAGAACUCCAAGCCCGCAGAUCAGCUGCUCCCGGACCUGAUCAAACAAGUGCCAGUGCUUUUCUUUUCCGGAGCCGAGGACCUUAUCUGCAACCACAUGGGAACCGAACUCAUGAUCGACAAUCUGGAGUGGAGCGGCGGCAAGGGCUUCGAGGUCACGCCCGGUAAUUGGGCCCCUCGCCGAACCUGGACCUUUGAAGGCGAGGUUGCCGGCUUUUGGCAAGAGGCCCGCAACUUGACAUACGUACUUUAUCACAACGCCUCUCACAUGGUCCCGUUUGACUUUCCUCGGCGUUCCCGCGACAUGCUUGACCGGUUCAUGGGUGUCGAUAUCAGCAGUAUUGGGGGCGAGCCGACCGACAGCCGCAUCGACGGCGAGAAGGGGCCCGAGACGACGGUUGGCGGUGUUUCCAAUCACACCCAGAGCGUGGAGGAGACGCGGAAGAAGGUUGAGGAAGCCAAGUGGGCUGCGUAUAGGAAAUCGGGCGAAACGGUUCUCGUAAUCGUCGCCAUGGCUGCAGCGGCGUGGGGAUACUUCAUCUGGCGUCAACGUCGCAAGGGCGCCAUCUAUCGUGCCUUGCGCGGCGAAGAUCACGCUGGUCAAGGUAACCCUCGCACGGCUGCUUUCCGCGGAGGACAGAGCUCCGACGACCUCGAAGCCACUGCUUUCGACGAGACAAGUUUGGAUGACCUUGGUGUAGAGAGCUCCGCAGUGCCAGGGGAGAGCAGGUACAGUAUAGGCGACGACAGUGAUGGAGAAGAGAUGGAAAACUUGAAGCCGCGGAAUGGGGUGACGAAAGGAGACGCCGGCGACAACACGUCAUAG